Messenger RNA from Cricetulus griseus (Chinese hamster), 1653 nucleotides. NCBI's taxonomy places the organism in Eukaryota, Metazoa, Chordata, Mammalia, Rodentia, Cricetidae. The record is from RefSeq and is a predicted model, not a curated record.
UUCUUCCUCUUUGUCCCGCCCACUUCCGCGGGCACCCAACCGUGCGUCCCCUGCGUGCUGACGUCAGGCGCGUGCCCCUGUCCGGCAGCCGAGGAGGCCCCGCGCAGUGCUGCCAACGCCCCGGCGGAGAAGCUGAGGUCACCAUCUAAUUUGAAAUAUUAAAAGUGGAUACAAAACUAUUUCCACAAUGCAGACAAUUAAGUGUGUUGUUGUUGGUGAUGGUGCUGUUGGUAAAACAUGUCUCCUGAUAUCCUAUACAACAAACAAAUUUCCAUCGGAAUAUGUACCAACUGUUUUCGACAACUAUGCAGUCACAGUUAUGAUUGGUGGAGAGCCAUAUACUCUUGGACUUUUUGAUACUGCAGGGCAAGAGGAUUAUGACAGACUACGACCGCUGAGUUACCCACAAACAGACGUUUUCCUAGUAUGUUUUUCAGUGGUCUCUCCAUCCUCAUUUGAAAAUGUGAAAGAAAAGUGGGUGCCUGAGAUAACUCACCACUGUCCAAAGACUCCUUUCUUGCUUGUUGGGACCCAAAUUGAUCUCAGAGAUGACCCCUCUACUAUUGAGAAACUUGCCAAGAACAAACAGAAGCCUAUCACUCCAGAGACUGCUGAGAAGCUGGCCCGGGAUCUGAAGGCUGUUAAGUAUGUGGAGUGUUCCGCCCUCACACAGAAAGGCCUAAAGAAUGUGUUUGAUGAAGCAAUAUUGGCUGCCCUGGAGCCUCCAGAACCGAAGAAGAGCCGCAGGUGUGUGCUGCUAUGAACGCCUCUCCAGAGCCCUUUCUGCACAGCUGGUGUUGUCAUCAUACUAAAAGCAAUGUUUAAAUCAAACUAAAGAUUAAAAAUUAAAAUUGGUUUCUGCAAUAAUGACAAACGCCCUGCACCUACCCACAUGCACUCACGUGAGACAAGGCCCGUUGGUAUGGCUCCCUCCUUGCCCUUCCAGUAAUAGUUAAUUUUGAAUAAUUGUGUAUUGUCUGAAAAGUGACGAGUGUUAGUUUUUGUUUCCUUGUUUAAAAAAAAAAAAAAAGAUCCCACCAAUCUUUUGUUUUGUUUUGUUUUGUUUAAAAGCAAGGCAUGCUUGUGAUGACUUUGUAACAGACUAAUUUGAAUUGUCAAAGCUGCUCCCUGGUUCCAUUUUGGAGAGCAAUCUGGAGCAUCUUAGAUUCCCCCCACCCCCAGCCCUUCUCUCCUUUUGGGGUGUGUGGGGAGGGUUGUUUCUUAGUCUUGUUUUUUAAAAUUUGUUAACCAGUGGACAGCCCUUAGCAGGAGGACAGAUUAUUUCCACAUUCCACUCCCCAGGUCUAGUUUAGCAAAUGUGUCCCCACCUGGUGCUCUUAGGAAGGAGGGUAGAAACGCCUCAUUUAAUAACAUACUCCUUCUUGAAAGUUGACUUUUCUCUCCACCCUUGAGUGGAUCCAGUCUUUGAUGAAACUCAUAAAGGGAAAAGGAAGCUGUCUUGCCCCUCUUUUAGGAUGCACUCUGUAUGUGACUGUGACUUUCAAGGGUAUUUAUUUGCCCUUUGCUGAUUUGGGGAGGGGGGAUAAUUUCUAACUUCUUUCAUUGAUAAAUGAAAAAAAAAGUAUUGCACCUUUUGAAAUACACCAAAUGGAUUGAGUUCCUAAUUAAAAGAAGACGUUCUUUUGCCCCUGU